Molecule: messenger RNA, 2347 nt
Organism: Bombina bombina (fire-bellied toad)
Lineage: Eukaryota; Metazoa; Chordata; Amphibia; Anura; Bombinatoridae
Gene: SLC38A4
Product: solute carrier family 38 member 4
Exons: 17
Coding region: 341-1972 (543 amino acids)
Biological process (GO): amino acid transmembrane transport
Molecular function (GO): amino acid transmembrane transporter activity
Source: RefSeq, a predicted model, not a curated record
CCUCUUUCUCUAUGGAAAUUUCCACCAGAAGCAGUCAGUGUCAGUGAACAAGGAGUAUUACUGAAUAGACACAAGGCUCAGCGCUUGCUGAUUUCAAGGAUAACUGAGUGAAGACUCCAGAGAAUCAUUGGUUUUGAGUUUGUUGAUAAGCAACAACAUUUAUUGGAAUUAAUAACACUGAGAGCCUGAUUGGAGUUCUACAGUUUUGAACACUGGUGGACUUUGAUGAACAAAGUGUUCUAAAGCCAACACAUUUCAUCUGAACUCUUAGCAAAAUUGAAAUUAAUUGCACUAGGGAAGAUUUUUUUUUUGUUAAUUGUUAAACUGCUGACUGAUUUAAAUGGAUCGGAUGGAACUACAAAAAGUCAACAUGGAUGAUGACAGCAACAGCGGAGAGAGCACUGAUGGUUUUUGUAAAGAAAUAGAUUCUGAAAAAGUUACUAUUAGCAGCCAGUAUGCUGAUGAAGAAGAUGCAGAAAGUCAAAGAUUUCUUACAAAUGGGGGUCUUGGAAAGAAGAAACUGGAAGAAUAUGAUGAUGACCAUCAUCCAGGGACCACUUCAUUUGGCAUGUCUGUAUUCAAUCUUAGCAAUGCCAUAAUGGGCAGUGGAAUUCUUGGCCUCUCUUAUGCUAUGGCUAACACGGGCAUUAUACUUUUUGUGAUUCUUCUUUUUGCAGUUGCCAUUCUGUCACUCUAUUCUGUUCAUCUCUUACUGAAGACAUCAAAAGAAGGAGGUUCAUUAAUUUAUGAAAAAUUAGGUGAAAAAGCCUUUGGAUGGCCAGGAAAAAUUUUAGCGUUUACAUCCAUCACAAUGCAGAAUAUUGGAGCGAUGUCCAGCUAUCUAUUUAUUGUUAAGUAUGAACUUCCGGAAGUAAUAAAGACAUUUCUACGACUUGAAGAAACUUCUGGUGAAUGGUACCUCAAUGGAAACUACCUCAUCAUAUUAGUGUCAGUUGGAAUUAUCCUUCCACUUUCUCUCCUGAAGAAUUUAGGUUACCUUGGCUACACUAGCGGAUUUUCCCUGACGUGCAUGGUGUUUUUUGUUAGUGUGGUAAUUUAUAAGAAAACUCAAAUACCCUGUCCUUUACCUCUAUUGGAUAACAAUUUGGGAAACUUGACAAGCAACAAUACUUAUCACUUGCAUCCACUUAUGGCAUACAAUGACACCAUAAGCUCUGGAGUAAAUUUCAUGGUGGAUUAUACACAUGAAAAUGCAGAUGGGCCUACUGAACACAAAGAUAGCAACCAUGGCAGUGGAAUAGAGUAUGAAGCCCACCAAGAUGACAAGUGCAAACCAAAAUACUUUGUGUUUAAUUCCCAGACUGCAUAUGCUAUUCCUAUUUUAGCAUUUGCUUUUGUCUGCCAUCCGGAAGUACUGCCUAUCUACAGUGAGCUCAAAAGCCGCUCAAGGAGGAAAAUGCAAAAUGUGUCAAAUGUAUCAAUAGCUGCUAUGUUGGGAAUGUACCUUUUUGCUGCACUUUUCGGCUAUCUUACAUUUUAUGGAGAAGUUCAAGAUGAAUUACUUCGCACAUACACAAAAGUUUACAGGUUCGACACCCUCCUGCUAUGCGUCCGCUUAGCCGUGUUGGUGGCUGUAACAUUGACAGUCCCCAUUGUAUUAUUCCCAAUCCGUUCGUCCAUAACAACAAUGUUAUUUCCAGGAAGGCCGUUCAGUCUGUUGAGACAUUUCCUGAUAGCCUUUGUCCUUCUGGCUCUAAAUAACACACUUGUAAUAUUUGUGCCGACGAUUAAAGAUAUCUUUGGAUUCAUAGGUGCGUCAGCUGCAACACUGUUAAUAUUCAUUCUUCCAGCUGCUUUUUAUUUGCGAAUAGUGAAAAAGGAGCCUUUCCGUUCACCACAGAAAAUUGGGGCAUUUAUUUUCCUUAUAAUUGGAGUGAUAUUUAUGAUUGGAAGCCUUUGUCUCAUCGUAUCGGACUGGAUUCAAAACCCUUCCUCUUCUAAACACCAUUAAGCCUUUUAACAUUCAGAGAAACUUUUCCUUGGAAAUACAGCUGGAUGACUUUUUUUCAUGCCAGUGUAAACAACUGGAAAAUAAUUAGACUCCAAAAAGGAUGCCGAGUCCAAAGACUUUUUAUGGUACCAAGAUGUGAAACACAAUUCAUUUUUACUUAGACUUUGUUAUUUAUGUAUUGAAAAAAAUAUUAUUACUAUUUUUGUAUCUAGAUAUUUUAAAAUGGCACUCGUUCUCUGUGUAGCUUUGGUACAAGUGAGUACUCAAGCAAAUGAAAAGAAAUAAUUGCUGGAUACAAAAAAUGCCUUUAACAGUACUGGAAUUUAUGUGACCAAAAGUGUUUCUUUGCUAACAAUGAGAGAUUUUUUUAUAUAA